Messenger RNA from Diceros bicornis minor, 2036 nucleotides. RefSeq names its product thymidylate synthetase (gene TYMS). The record is from RefSeq and is a predicted model, not a curated record. Gene Ontology annotation, molecular function: thymidylate synthase activity. Gene Ontology annotation, biological process: dTMP biosynthetic process. The transcript is spliced from 8 exons. NCBI's taxonomy places the organism in Eukaryota, Metazoa, Chordata, Mammalia, Perissodactyla, Rhinocerotidae. Gene Ontology annotation, cellular component: cytosol; mitochondrion. Bases 16 to 1074 code for a protein of 352 amino acids.
CUCCACGCCGUCGCCAUGCCAGCUUUCGGCUCCGAGCUGCAGCGCCCGCCCUCGCCGCCCGCCGCGCAGGAGCGGGGCGCCGAGCCCCACGGGGAGCUGCAGUACCUGGGGCAGGUGGAGCACAUCCUGCGCUGCGGCUUCCGAAAGGAUGACCGCACGGGCACCGGCACCCUGUCGGUGUUCGGCCUGCAGGCACGCUACAACCUGAGAGAUGAAUUUCCUCUGCUGACAACCAAACGUGUUUUCUGGAAGGGUGUUUUGGAGGAGUUGCUGUGGUUUAUCAAGGGAUCCACAAAUGCUAACGAACUGUCUUCCAAGGGAGUGAAAAUCUGGGAUGCCAAUGGGUCCCGAGACUUCUUGGACAGCCUGGGAUUCUCCACCAGAGAAGAAGGGGAUUUAGGUCCAGUUUAUGGCUUUCAGUGGAGGCAUUUUGGGGCAGAAUACAAAGAUAUGGAUUCAGAUUAUUCAGGUCAAGGAGUAGACCAACUGCAAAAAGUGAUUAACACAAUCAAAACCAACCCUGACGACAGAAGAAUCAUCCUGUGUGCUUGGAAUCCAAAAGAUCUUCCUCUCAUGGCUCUACCUCCGUGCCAUGCGCUUUGCCAGUUCUACGUGGUGAACGGUGAGCUGUCCUGCCAGCUGUACCAGAGGUCGGGAGACAUGGGCCUGGGUGUGCCCUUCAACAUUGCCAGCUACGCCCUGCUCACCUACAUGAUCGCACACAUCACGGGCCUGAAGCCAGGUGACUUUGUACAUACUUUGGGAGAUGCACAUAUUUACCUGAAUCACGUUGACCCACUGAAAAUGCAGGCUACAGAUGAAGAACCAGCCCCAUGGGAGAGGGCAGUUGGGCCUCAAAGAAUGAACAGGAAACAGGUGUUCCACACAGAAUUACAACGCAGAAGUGCGGAGGUGCGUGGAAGGAGACUGCCUGAUUUAAAGCUCACCUGGGGCAUGUGGAGAAAUAAGACGGAACUAAAUAAAGAUGCAGUCAGAUCACGUAAGACUCCAGCGUUAGGAAGAGGAGAUGGGACGGAAGCAGAGAAUUUACAGAGGAUGAAAGCAGAGCUUUAGAAAGUCAGAAACAGGAGCUGGUUGAGGAAAGAGUUCUGGUUUCCACCUGGUUGCAAACUAUCCCCGGCCCAUGUACUUAGAACACAAAGUGAGUCGGCUACCAAGAACCUACCUCUCUAAAUGGAAAAGGACUCUAGUCACUGGGGGGUCUCUGCUGUUACUGCCCCCCGUGGAGAAGUGGAAGCAAAACCAACUUGCCUUCAGUUAUGGAUGUGCCAGGGACAGGGUUCCUAGUGCCUCUGGUUGCCAGAGCAGAAUUUUAAAAGAUCUGGCCUGGAGCGAGGGACACUGCUGAAGUCAAUGCCACGUUACUGACCUGUUUUUAAGGCUUGCAGAGACUGAUAUGAAGUCAAAUAUGAUCAGGUGCUGUACCAAUUCACAGAGGCCAACUCCACCCGCAUGGGGGCAAACAGGAACUAAAAUGAAGACGGAUCUCUAUUUAAUGCCAAGUAGGGCAGAGAGGGAGCGGUGGAAGAGAACCCAUGGUUUUUCUUAUUGCCCACAGGUGAUUAAAAAAUUCAUUAAUAUUUAGGAAUGAGAUUGCAGGAUGAGAAUCAUCAAAGAUUCCCUGAUUAAACCUAAAUGAGAGUUAGAAAGAAAUCAAAACAGCCAAGUGCAGAGGGAACCACAGGUGUCCGAUGGGCAGGGAAAUGAGAUGUGGUCUGCAGCUCCGCGGUGCCCUUACUUUCAAACUUUUUGGCCAUCAGCAACACUGAGAGGUUCUCAUUGACACUUCCCAGCCUGCAGCUGUCAAUCUGGAGAAACUGCAGGGCUUUCACCUGGAGGAGUUGCUUAAAUAUCACUCUAUUGUGGCACUGGAAAUAGAAUUAAAAUAAAACCAACAGAAGAGUCAGCCUUGGCCUUCAGGUCUCUACACCUGGCAACACACCAAUUCCAAGUCACUCAUCAGUGGCCUUCAGGAAGCCCGGACUGUAUUUAUUUUUUAUCUUUUUUGUGAGGAA